AUGGGGAAGAAACGCGUGAUGUUGCCGGCCAACGAGGUGGAUUUGUCCACCGUCAAGUACGAACCGGAAGUGAUCAAAGCUCCGCAUUUGACUGGACUUAUUUUCAAGUUGUUUGUUAAGCUAGUUGAGGCACCAGUAAUUGGUUCUCUGAUUAUUGCUGUCUUGAAGAAACAGAACAAGAUUGUUGAGAUGUUGCAAAAUACUGCGAUACCAGAGGCACCCAUGUUUAAGCCUGAAUUUCCUACUCAAGAACCAGAAAUUGAUGUUACCGUCGUUGAUGAAGAUGCAAAGCCUGAAGAUAGAGUUGAGACAGCCUUGAAGUGUCUUCAACUUUAUGAUCCUGCUAGCCGUUGGAAUAGUGAUUUAAUUGCAUCCUUUCGAUACUGGAAGAUACGCGAUUAUGCACAUGCUUAUCGGUCUAAGCUUGCAAGUCCUUCAAUGGUAGCAGAGCAUAUAAUUUCUGUCAUAAAGGAAUUUAACUAUGACAAGCCCCCGACUCCACUAUUAAUUUCUUUUGAUGUUGACAAAGUCAGAAAGCAAGCUGCGACUUCUACACGAAGGUUUGAUGAAGGAAAUCCUUUAUCCAUCUUGGAUGGUAUUUUCAUGGCAAUUAAGGAUGAUAUUGACUGCUUUCCCCACCCAUCGAAGGGUGCAACAACAUGGAUGCAUGAGGUCCACACUGUUAAGAAGGAUGCAGUUAGUGUUUCAAGGUUGCGAAGAUGUGGUGUAAUUUUCUUAGGAAAGGCAAAUAUGCACGAGUUGGGCAUGGGCACAACCGGGAAUAAUUCAAACUAUGGGUAA
This is a messenger RNA of Carica papaya (papaya), 801 nucleotides long. The record is from RefSeq and is a predicted model, not a curated record. Lineage: Eukaryota; Viridiplantae; Streptophyta; Magnoliopsida; Brassicales; Caricaceae.